AUGUCUCAAUCCAAAUGUGAUGAAACUGAUAAAAUGUUAGAUGCUUAUAUCUACGAUUACCUCGUGAAGAAUCAAUUGUAUGAAACUGCGAGAUUUUUUCACGACGAAGCUGCGGUUGUUCCCAAUGUUGUUAGGUAUGCACCUGAUGGUUUUCUCUUUGAGUGGUGGUCUGUUUUUUGGGAGUUAUUUAUGGCUAAGAGAGGUCUGUCACACUCAGAAUCAGCGGCGUCUUACCUUAAGGCUCAGGGAAUGCGGAAGCAAGAAGAGAAAAGGAGAGUCCUGUUCGUAUCACGUAGACCUGCUCAGAAGCAGCAAUAUGGGGCUGAAGCUCAAGUUUUUAAUCACAAUGUUCUCUGUCCCAUAAAGAAUGGUCCUUUGGUGAGGCAGAACCAGGUAAUUUCCAAUGCAACAAAACGAAAUAGGGACAUGUUGAAGCCUCCCCUCCACGGAAAUACUUUAGAUGGCAUGAGAAUUAAGAAAAUGAAAACUAAUAACACUGGUCAGAUUCCGAUCAAGCAUUGUGCCUUGUUUAACACUAUAACAGCAAUGUCUGCCAGACAGACUUCAAGACAAACAUUCCGCAGUGCAUUUAGCAUUUUAAAAGAGAAUCUUCAACAAGAUCUAAAUCAGAACCAGCAACUUCCAGGGUCUAUACAAGGCAUGGCCAGUAAUAUGAGUCCAAUGAAGGGCCCCCGCACAUUUAUCUAUAUUAAUCAUGGUGGGGGCAAUUUAACACGGAAAAGGCGGCCUUUAGCAGGUCUGGAUCAGCUCCACUCAGAACUUCUCCAGGAGGAUAAUUUGACGCUGUGUUCACAAUCUUCCAAUCAAUUUUCACCACAGCAGCAACUUAUGCUUCAGGCACAACAGGAUUUGGUUAAUCUGUUUCUCUGUGGUUUUGUUGGCAAAAGACUAAGGGUGCUUCUAAAUAAUCAAAAUAUUGUUCCAGGGAAAGAUGGCCAAUCAAAUUAUGUUGCUGAUUCAAUUCCCAAUAUUGUAACACCUGCACCAAUUGGUUUCUCUCAAUUGCCUUAUCUUGCCAAUAUCUCUGGAACUGCAAACACAACAGGACAGUCUUUUUGUUCACAACCAUCAAUGCAGACACCACUGCCAACUUGGCAACAGUAUGAUUUGAGCUCACCUGCGUCAACACAGACUCAAUUGGAUGAUAUGGAUCAUCACAAGAGUGAUAUAUCUGUGGGUGACAAUUUUGAGGCAUUAUCAUCUCUUGCUGAUGCAGACCAAAAAGGACAAGUUGACAAAGGAUUCUCAUUUAUGGAGAUCAAGCAUGGAAUGGCUAGUUCACAUAAAGUUAAUUGUUGUCACUUCUCCUUGGAUGGAAAACUACUUGUUACGGGUGGUCAUGAUAACAAGGCUUCUCUUUGGUGCACAGAAUCGUUUAACCUGAAAUCUACAUUUCACGGGCACACUAAAUGGAUAACUGAUGUUAGAUUUUCCCCAAGCAUGUUGUUUGUUGCUACGUCCUCAGCUGACAAAACUGUAAAGGUUUGGAGUGUUAAUAAUCCUACUCAUUCUAUUCGGACAUUUAUGGGGCAUACAAGAACUGUGAUGUCACUAGACUUUCACCCAAAUAAAGAUGACCUUAUUUGCUCUUGUGAUAAAAGGGAAAUAAGAUAUUGGAGUAUUGAAAAUGGUAGUUGUGUUGGGGUUUUUGAGGGUGGUGCAACUCAGGUGAGAUUUCAACCUGGUUUGGGAAAGCUUCUUGCAGCAGCAGUAAAUAAUCUAAUACUCAUUCUUGACGCAGAAACUCUGAGUUGCAGAAUUAAAUUGGAGGGCCACAAUAGCAUUGUUCAUUCUGUGUGCUGGCACUCGUCUGGCAGAUAUCUGGCCUCUGUUAGUGAUGAUCUCGUGAGAAUCUGGGACAUUGGAGCCAAUGACAGUGAGGUGUGUAUUCAUGAACUGAAUACAGCUGGGUCUGAUGACAAAUUCAAGAGCUGUGUUUUUCAUCCCAUUUAUCAUGUUCUGGUCCUUAGCCGCGACAAGACUCUUAUGCUGUGGGAUUAUAUAGCGAGAAAUGUAAUGUUUCUGCGUGGACACGACAAGCUUGUAUCUGCCUUGGCAGUAUCCAAUGUUACUGGAUUGGUGGCUUCAGUCAGUCACGACCAACAUUUCAAAAUCUGGAUGUGA
Messenger RNA from Vicia faba (fava bean), 2145 nucleotides. The record is from the annotation of a GenBank genome assembly. NCBI's taxonomy places the organism in Eukaryota, Viridiplantae, Streptophyta, Magnoliopsida, Fabales, Fabaceae.